Molecule: messenger RNA, 1434 nt
Organism: Hevea brasiliensis (rubber tree)
Lineage: Eukaryota; Viridiplantae; Streptophyta; Magnoliopsida; Malpighiales; Euphorbiaceae
Exons: 7
Coding region: 134-928 (264 amino acids)
Source: RefSeq, a predicted model, not a curated record
GAAAAUGAUUAGACAAAGUAAAAUUAUGUCCUCUCAAACUGUAAACUUCUUGAAAACACCUAAGGUUCACUCUUCCCUUUUCUUUCUGAGGCAUUUUACUCUGUUUCAGAUGCUGUAAUGGGUUUAUUUUUUGAUGCUUAUCAACUGCAUUUAUGGUUUGGUUUUGAUGAUGACGAUGAUAGUGACGAGCAGUAACACAUGGAGAUUAACAAGAGGGCAAGAAGUCUUCUCUGUAUUCCCAUCAUUGGCCUUCCCAUUCCUCUCCACUAUCAGGAAGAGGAUUGAAAGAGUCGGGGUAUGCAAAGCGAAUAUGUCAGUGCAAAACUCAAAGAAAGCAAAUUUGACUGCUGCGAAAAGGGAAAGAAUUCUGCUGCCAAUUUGCGAUGAUGGCUAUCGUAUCAGUGAAUUUCUUAGUCACCCCUUUGGAAUUCAAGCUAUGUUAAACACUAAGACGCUGCAAAGUUUUGAAUCCAUUGAUGCCAACACAUACAGGUGCUUUUUGCCAAAGCUUCAACUGCUGAACUUUGAAGCAGCUCCUGUGCUGGACUUGCGAGUAAUCCCAACAGAAGAAGAUUGUACAGUUGAGAUGCUCUCUUGCAAGUUUGAAGGUUCAGAGAUCAUGGAGCGCCAAAAUGACCAUUUUUCAGCUUUCAUGGUGAAUCGUGUGACAUGGAACACAACUGAUUCUGAACCCUUUUUAGAGGCUGAUAUGAAGUUGAAUCUCACCCUUGAGAUUUAUACAGAACCAUUUACUUUACUGCCAACAUAUGCUGUUGAGGGUCCUGGGAAUUUUGGAAAUGCAUUGAACUACAGAAUGAUGCAAGCUCUAGUGGAUAGGCUCGUAACAUUGCUUCUGCAGCAACUACUGCAAGAAUAUGACAAGUGGGAAAAUCAACAGUGUGAAAAUGUUCCAAGAAUUUCUUCCUGAAGUUUGCAUAGCCAGGCAGGAGGAUUGAAUUUUGGAGCAAAGAAGAAAGGAGAGGUUCAGUAUCACCAUCCAAGUCUUGUAUUCAAAACUGCUCAGUUUGUCAACCAACAAUUGCUAUGGUAAUGGUGGGAUCCUUUAACCAUUGGUGACCUCCUCGUUUAAAGAGAAAAUUUUUUGUUACUUUCCCCAACCUUGUUUUCCAGUGUAAAGAUGCUGUUAUAAUCCCCUUGUUAUGUGUCUCAGUUAAAUUUCAUGGUUACCAAUAAACUUUAGCUAGAUAGUAUUGGAAUCACUUUUUCCCAGGACUCCAAUAAUUCAUUUUGGAUGGUAUAUUUGUUAAGAGAAAGAACCUAAAAUUUCUUUGUCAACAGUUUUGAGUAUUCAGAGCUAGAUGUUGAGAAUAGGUGUUUGUCCAAUGGUUUGUUCUAAAUCUAAAAUAAUGUCCUGAACAAUUUAUUAUUCCUGCAAAUUGCAAUAGAAUCCCCAAGUCUCCAGUCAUUCUCUAA